AGAUUCUUAUAAUAAUUUAAAUAAACUUAUAUUACAAAUGCAUUUACCAAUUUUGGAAAUAUUAAAAUUCUAUGAUUGUGCAUCACUAGAUUUAUAUCAUUUAAGAGUGUAUGAAUAAACUAAUUUGUAUGUUUUUUCUCAUAUCAAGAUGAUCAUGAAAUUUAACUGAUCAAUCAUAACUUCAUUGAAGAGAUCAUUUGUUGAUAUUAUAAUGUUUGUUCGAAUAUUCAAAUAUUCAUUGAGAUAUGUCGCACUUAUUAAAAAAAAGAAUAUUAUAAUCUUAUGGAAGAACGGAAAUCUCUCAUCCCAUUUCCAACGUUUUUUUUUACAAAAAAAUCAUUAUAUUAUCUUUCUAUAUUGAUUAUAAUUUUUUCAUCUUAUUUUCACUGUUUAAUAAUGCCUUUUCAAAUAUUUUCUGUUGAUACAUCUGUAUUACGAGAUAAUGUACUUUUGCUGGUCGAUGAUGCUUUUUAUAAAAUGGUCGAAGUUGUAGCAUGACCUGCCGAAGCUCAAUUAUUAGAGUUUCAAGGUAUUCGAGGAGUGUACUCUUUUCUCAAUACUGAUGAUGUAUUUGGUAUUCUUGCACUUAAAUGUUCAACAUUAACCAAUAUUAAAAAAUUAAUCUGUUUUGAAAUUGAUGAUGGUGAUGUUAAUACAGCUAUAAUAAAACCAGGUUGUCGAAGUAACAUUCGUUAUUUACAUCAAUUACUCUCACAAAGACAUGAUGAACAUAUGAAACAAAACAAAUACAAAUCCAGUGGAAAUAAACAAUCACAAUUAACAAAAAAUAAUGAUACAAGUUUAAAUCUUUCUCAAGAUCUAUCUCAAGCUUCUUCAACAUCUACAACUCAACAACAAUCUACAGGAACAUCAGGUUAG
Messenger RNA from Rotaria sp. Silwood1, 879 nucleotides. Lineage: Eukaryota; Metazoa; Rotifera; Eurotatoria; Philodinida; Philodinidae. The record is from the annotation of a GenBank genome assembly.